GUUAGAGCCUGAGACUUAAGGCUUCUUUGAAUUUCUUUGGUAACAACAGAAGUUUUUUUGAGACUGGAAACAAUGCUCCGGGUGAUUGUAGAAUCUGCCAGCAAUAUCCCUAAAACCAAGUUUGGGAAACCAGAUCCUAUUGUUUCUGUUAUUUUUAAAGAUGAAAAAAAGAAAACAAAGAAAAUUGACAGUGAACUCCAUCCUGUUUGGAAUGAGAUUCUUGAAUUUGACUUGAAAGGAAUUGCUCUGGAUAAUUCGUCUUCCCUGGCAAUAAUUGUGAAGGAUUUUGAAACAAUUGGACAAAACAAAUUAAUUGGCAGUGCAUCCAUAGCACUUAAGGACCUUGUAGGGAACCAGAGCAGAUCUCUUCCUUUCAAACUCGUACCUCUGCUAAAUGAAAGGGGACAAGAAACUGGAGCAACAAUUGAUUUGGUAAUAGGAUAUGAACCACCAACUGGACCUGCAAGUCCAAAUGAUCCAGGAGGGAGCAGUACACAAGAAGCAGAUGGAGAAGAGGAUGGAGGUUAUGAGGAUGAUGCAGAUGGUCCAGUUGGUGCACCAGUGGUUCCAAGUGGCACAAAGGAGGCCCAGCUUGCGAGGCGUAUCACCAAAGGGAAGAAAACACGAAGAAUCCUUUCCAAUAAACCACAAGAUUUUCAGAUUCGUGUUAGGGUCAUUGAAGGCCGACAAUUACCUGGAAAUAACAUAAAACCAGUAGUGAAAGUUCAUAUUUGUGGUCAGACACACAGAACAAGAAUUAAAAGGGGGAACAACCCAUAUUUUGAUGAAAUAUUUUUCUACAAUGUCCACAUGACUCCUUUAGAGUUGUUUGAUGAAACAGUUAGCAUUCGGGUGUAUGACUCUUAUUCUCUACGAGCAGACUGUCUAAUGGGAGAAUUUAAGAUUGACAUUGGCUACAUUUAUGACGAGCCUGGCCAUGCAGUCAUGAGAAAAUGGCUUCUGCUGAGUGAUCCUGAAGAUACAAAUUCAGGAUCGAAAGGCUAUAUGAAAGUCAGCAUGUUUGUUCUGGGAACUGGAGAUGAACCACCAGUUGAAAAAAGAGAAAGAGAUAACGAAAGUGAUGAUGUGGAAAGCAAUCUGUUACUGCCAGCUGGAAUUACACUUCGAUGGGUCACUUUCCUCCUUAAAAUCUACAGAGCUGAGGAUAUCCCUCAAAUGGAUGAUGCUUUUGCACAGACUGUCAAGGAAAUAUUUGGAGGAGAAGCAGACAAGAAAAACCUGGUGGAUCCAUUUGUGGAAGUUUCUUUUGCUGGGAAAAAGGUUUGCACAAAUAUAAUUGAGAAAAAUGCUAAUCCAGAGUGGAAUCAAAUUAUUUGUCUUCAAAUCAAGUUUCCCUCGAUGUGUGAGAAAAUAAAGAUAGCAGUUGUUGAUUGGGAUCGUCUUACAAAAAAUGAUGUAGUAGGAACAACAUAUUUAAGUCUCUCUAGAAUUGCUUCUUCUGGAGGAGAAGUUGAAGAAUUUUCAUCUUCGGGAACUGGGGCUUCAUCAUAUGAAGCAAGCACAGGGGACACAGAAGUAGGCUUUUUACCAACAUUUGGACCGUGUUACCUAAACUUUUAUGGAAGUCCAAGAGAAUACACUGGAUUCCCAGAUCCGUAUGAUGAAUUAAACUUCGGAAAGGGAGAAGGAGUUGCAUAUAGAGGGAGAAUUCUGGUUGAACUCUCUACAGUACUUGACAGCAAGCCUGCUAAUAAGAAGUUAGAGAUGAUUCCUAGUGAUGACGUGCUAGUUGUAGAGAAAUACCAGCGCAGGCGCAAGUUCAGCCUGGCCGCGGUGUUUCACUCCGCUACCAUGUUGCAAGACACAGGGGAGCCCAUCCAGUUUGAAGUGAGCAUCGGUAACUAUGGCAACAAGUUCGACACCACCUGCAAGCCCUUGGCAUCAACCACCCAGUACAGUCGUGCGGUGUUUGACGGUAACUGUUAUUACUACUUGCCAUGGGCGAACACAAAACCAGUUGUAACACUGACUUCCUUUUGGGAGGACAUAAGCCAUAGACUAGACCCUGUGAACAUCAUCUUGAACAUGGCUGAGAGACUGCAAUACAACAUAGCCACCUUAAAAUCAGGAAUGCAGGCCAAACUUUCUGAAAACCGAUUAGCUGAGAUGUGGUUGAAGCUGAUUGAUGAACUUACAGAAGACAUAAGGAAACCAUUUCCCCUCAUAGAAGGCAAAUCUAAUAUUACAGUCCUUGACACUCAGAUAGAAAAACUGCGUCUCAAGUCUCUCAAGCAGAUUGGCGAAGCAGCAACAAAGAUGAGAAAUGAAGCUACUGACGUGAAAGCCACUCUGACAGACAUUGAGGACUGGUUGGAUAAACUACUGCAACUGAGUGAAGAGCCACAAAACAGCAUGCCUGAUGUGAUCAUAUGGAUGAUCCGCGGGGAGAAGAGACUGGCUUAUGCUCGUGUUCCUGCACACCAAGUGCUCUACUCCACCACAAGCCCCGAAUCUUCUGGUAAAUACUGUGGAAAAACCCAAACAAUCUUCUUAAAGUACCCCCAGGACAAGACAAAAGACAGCAAAAUACCUGUGGAGCUGCGAAUUAACAUUUGGCUUGGGCUGAGUGCAGUUGAAAAGAAGUUCAAUAGCUUUGCAGAGGGAACGUUCAGCGUUUUUGCAGAAAUGUAUGAAAAUCAGGCUCUUCUUUUUGGGAAGUGGGGCACCUCAGGGCUUGUUGGCCGCCACAAGUUUUCUGAUGUCACAGGAAAAAUCAAACUGAAAAGAGAAUAUUUCCUGCCCCCAAAGGGCUGGGAGUGGGAAGGAGAAUGGAUGGUUGAUCCUGAAAGAAGUUUGUUGACUGAGGCUGAUGCUGGUCACACCGAGUUCACGGAUGAAGUGUACGAAAAUGAGAGCCGCUAUCCUGGAGGGGAAUGGAAAGCAGCUGAAGAGAGUUACACAGAUGUGAAUGGAGAAAAAGCUCCACCUCCACGUGAGUUUACGUGUCCUCUUGGAUGGAUGUGGGAAGAUGAUGCUUGGAAAUCUGAUUUAAAUAGAGCAGUGGAUGAGCAUGGAUGGGAAUAUGGAAUCACCAUUCCUCCAGACACUAAACCAAAGUCUUGGGUAGCUGCAGAGAAAAUGUAUCAUACGCAUCGACGCCGGAGACUGGUGCGAAAGCGCAGGAGGGAUCCCACUCAAACCGUAACAGCAGGAAGGGGAAUGCUGUCGUAUGACGACCAAGAAGGCUGGGAAUAUGCUUCUUUGAUUGGCUGGAAAUUCCACUGGAAACAGCGCAGUUCUGAUACGUUCCGUCGAAGGCGGUGGAGACGGAAAAUGGCUCCCUCGGAGACACAUGGUGCUGCAGCUAUCUUUAAACUUGAGGGUGCUUUGGGAGCAGACAUCAGUACGGACGAUGGAGAAGGGAAGAGUACAGACAAAACGAAGGAGUCUGCCACAAAGGUGUUUGGUGCCAAUACACCCCUUGUUUCCUGCUACUUCGAUAGAGUAUAUAGUUACCACCUUCGCUGUUACGUCUACCAGGCAAGAAAUCUGAUGGCUUUAGACAAGGACAGUUUUUCAGAUCCGUAUGCUCAUGUUUCUUUCCUCCAUCAAAGCAAAACAACUGAGAUCAUUCACUCAACUCUAAAUCCUACAUGGGACCAAACUCUUAUAUUUAAUGAAAUUGAUAUUUAUGGAGACCCACAGACAGUAGCCCAAAACCCACCUAAUGUUGUUAUUGAACUUUUUGACAGUGACCAAGUGGGUAAAGAUGAAUUUCUUGGAAGAAGUGUUUGCUCCCCCAUGGUCAAGUUAAAUCCCGAAGAUGACAUCACACCAAAGCUGCUCUGGUAUCCUGUAAUAAAUAAUGGCAAAGCUAGUGGUGACAUUCUUUUUGCUGCAGAACUUAUUUUGAGGGACAAGGGCGGUUCAAACCUUCCAAUUCUUCCAUCACAAAGAGCACCAAAACUUUACAUGGUACCUCAAGGAAUCAGGCCAAUAGUUCAACUCACUGCUGUUGAGAUUCUGGCUUGGGGAUUGCGGAACAUGAAAAACUACCAGCUGGCACCUGUUAUGUCUCCAAGUCUGAUUGUGGAAUGUGGAGGUGAAAUGGUGGAAUCUGUGGUGAUCAAAAACCUCAAAAAAACACCAAAUUUCCCAUCUUCUGUUCUCUUCAUGAAAGUGCUUCUCCCAAAAGAAGAGUUAUACAGUCCAUCACUUGUUAUUAAAGUGAUAGACCACAGACCGUUUGGGCGGAAGCCCAUCGUGGGACAGUGCACCAUAGACUUGCUAGAGAGCUUUCGCUGUGACCCCUACACUGCUAAAGAAGACAUCACACCGCAGCUGAAAGUUAGUCUUCUGUCCGCUGCACCUCCCCGAGAUACUGUGAUUGAAAUGGAAGACACACAGCCCUUGCUAGCAACUCAGCUUACAGAAAAGGAAGAAGAAAUUGUUGAUUGGUGGAGCAAAUUUUAUGCUUCAGUGGGAGAACCUGAAAAAUGUGGACAGUAUAUUAAAAAGGGAUAUGAUACUUUAAAGGUGUAUGACUGUGAAUUGGAAAAGGUCCCUGAAUUUAAUGGCUUAACAGACUUCUGCGAGACCUUUAAACUGUACAGAGGCAAAUCUGAAGACAGUGAUGAUCCAUCGGUGGUAGGGGAGUUUAAGGGAUCCUUUAAAAUCUAUGCAUUACCCGACGAUCCUACUGUUCCGGCUCCUCCUCGCCAGUUCCGCGAGCUCCCGGACAGCGGGCCGCAGGAGUGCAUCGUGCGCAUUUACAUCGUGCGGGCUCUGCAGCUGCAGCCACAGGAUAGCAACGGGCUGUGUGAUCCUUAUAUAAAAAUAACACUAAAUAAAAAAGUGAUCGAAGACAGAGAUAAUUACAUACCCAAUACUCUCAACCCCAUUUUUGGCAGAAUGUAUGAACUCAGUUGCUUCUUACCUCAAGAAAAGGAUCUGAAAAUUUCAGUCUAUGACUAUGACACGCUGACUCGUGAUGAAAAAGUAGGCGAAACCAUCAUUGAUCUUGAAAACAGAUUCCUGUCUCGCUACGGAUCGCACUGUGGCAUCCCACAGCAGUACUGUGUCUCUGGUGUGAAUACCUGGCGUGAUCAACUAAAACCAACCCAGUUAUUGCAAAACGUAGCCAGGUUUAAAGGCCAUGCUCCUCCAGUCCUCUCUGAAAAUGGCAGAAGAAUUAAUUACGGAGGACGAGACUAUAGUUUGGAGGAAAUUGAAGCUAACAAAAUACUGCAUCAGCAUCUGGGUUCAAGUGAAGAGCGGCUGGCCCUUCAUAUCCUCAGAACCCAGGGCUUGGUCCCUGAACAUGUGGAGACAAGAACCUUGUAUAGCACCUUCCAGCCCAACAUCCCACAGGGAAAGCUGCAGAUGUGGGUUGAUGUUUUCCCCAAAAGCUUAGGACCUCCAGGCCCUCCCUUCAACAUCACACCCCGAAAAGCCAAGAAGUAUAUCUUGCGGGUAAUUGUCUGGAACACCAAAGAUGUCCUGUUGGAUGAAAAGAGUAUCACCGGAGAAGAAAUGAGUGAUAUCUAUGUGAAGGGAUGGAUGCCCGGUAAUGAAGAAAAUAAGCAGAAAACAGAUGUUCACUACCGAUCACUGGAUGGCGAAGGGAACUUCAACUGGAGAUUUGUUUUUCCUUUUGACUAUCUUCCAGCAGAACAACUCUGUACAGUUUCUAAAAAGGAACAUUUUUGGAGUCUUGACAAGACAGAAUUCAGAAUCCCACCCAAACUGAUCAUUCAGAUAUGGGAUAAUGACAAGUUCUCCUUGGAUGACUAUCUAGGUUUUGUUGAGCUUGAUUUACACAAAGCAGUCAUUCCCGCCAAGGUUCCAGAAAAGUGCAAUAUUGAUAUGAUUCCAGACUACAAAACGGAUAAUCCUCAGAAGGGUUACAAGACUGCUUCCCUCUUCGAGCAGAAAUCCAUGAAGGGCUGGUGGCCGUGCUACGUAGAAAAGGAUGGCUCCCGUAUUUUAGCGGGCAAAGUUGAAAUGACCUUGGAAGUUGUCAAUGAAAAAGAAGCUGAGGAAAGACCAGCUGGUAAAGGAAGAGAUGAACCCAACAUGAACCCUAAAUUAGAUCUACCAAACCGGCCAGAUACUUCCUUCCUGUGGUUUACAAAUCCAUGCAAGACAAUGAAAUUUAUUGUGUGGCGCAGAUUUAAGUGGCUCUUUAUAGGCCUUAUCAUCUUGCUAAUUCUAUUCCUGUUUGUUGCUGUACUCCUCUACUCAUUGCCGAACUAUUUAUCAAUGAAGAUUGUGAAGCCAAUUUAAAGAAGAGCUUUUCAUCUUUUGUUUUAAAUAGCAGUGAGGUUUUGCCUCAGGUUGUGGACCAAAUUCAGCAUGGCUCUCUUCAUUUUUUUUUUAUUUGCUAGUAUUUUAAACUGGAAAAUAGAUAAGAAGUAAGAAUUUAACCAAGGUUAGCCAAGGUUCAGGGGGUCAUGACUGGUGUAAAAGAAGGGUCAUGUUCCAUUUAUAUGUUCUGAUUUUCAUGGUAUCUACACAUGGUUCUGCCUUCCUGGCUUUUAGACUACAUUCUUUAUAAAAAUCACUCGACUGUUCUUGUGGGUUUUUUGUUUU
Messenger RNA from Nothoprocta perdicaria, 6552 nucleotides. It is a transcript of the gene MYOF, whose product is annotated as myoferlin. The record is from RefSeq and is a predicted model, not a curated record. Gene Ontology annotation, cellular component: membrane. NCBI's taxonomy places the organism in Eukaryota, Metazoa, Chordata, Aves, Tinamiformes, Tinamidae. Gene Ontology annotation, biological process: plasma membrane organization. Bases 73 to 6246 code for a protein of 2057 amino acids. The transcript has 54 exons.